AUGCACGCCGGGGUACAAUUAACAUUAGCCACCCUCCGACAAAGAUACUGGGUUCUUCGAGCGCGCGCGAUAGUCAAAGGCGUCAUUCACGAGUGCGUCCCGUGUACGCGGGAAAGAGCAGCUAUCCCGAAUCAACUUAUGGGGCCCCUGCCACCCGCUCGAGUCACGGCGCCCACUAAAGCAUUUAGCCAUUGCGGCGUAGAUUAUGCCGGCCCCGUUCAAACUCGAACCGCACCCGGCCGUGGAAUCAAAUCCCGAAAAGGCUACAUCGCUCUUUUCAUUUGUCUCGCGUCCCGAGCAAUUCACCUGGAGCUCGUCAGCGAUUACUCGACUCAGGCUUUUCUUCUCGCAUUUACUAGAUUCUGCUCGCGGCGCGGACUGCCGUGCACGAUGUAUUCCGACAACGGAACGACAUUUGCCGGCGCCGACAAAGAGUUACGCAACGCCUAUCAAGCCGCGCUAUCGGAUAAUGACUUCCAAAAUCGCACCGCUUCUGACGGCAUUCUCUGGAAGUUUAUUCCGCCGCACGCGCCUCAUUUCGGUGGGUUGUGGGAGUCGGACGUGCGAAGCGUCAAGCAUCAUAUUCGACACGUUCUCGGAUCUCACUUCCUCACCUUCGAAGAGUUCACAACCUUGCUCUCCCGAAUCGAAGCUUGUUUAAAUUCCCGGCCCUUGGAGCCGCUUACGGACACGCUCGAUGAUUUCGAGCCACUUACUCCAGGCCAUUUCUUAAUCGGCUCGGCGAUCACGAUGCCGCCCGAGCCCUCGCUGUUGCACAUCAACGAGAAUCGACUCUCUCGAUGGCAACUAAUUCGGCAGAUAACAGAAACCUUCUGGCAAUUAUGGCAAUCAGAUUAUGUUAAUACGCUCCAACAGCGAAGUAAAUGGUGCCGCGAGAAAAAGGGAAUCAAGGUAGGCGCGAUGGUACUCCUCCGAAAUCCGCUACUCCCCCCGUGCAAGUGGGAACUCGGACGCGUAACCCGGUGUCAUCCGGGCCCUGACGGUUUGGUAGGCGUGGUGUCCGUAAAAACCGCACAAUCGGAGUUCAAGCGACCAAUCGUAAAAUUAUGCGUUUUACCGUUCGCUGAACCCUCUGCACAAACCGAGCAACCAAACAAGACGACAUCCCAGGAGAUUCCGUUGCGCCAGUAA
Vollenhovia emeryi is the source of this 1152-nucleotide messenger RNA. RefSeq lists its product as uncharacterized. The record is from RefSeq and is a predicted model, not a curated record. Lineage: Eukaryota; Metazoa; Arthropoda; Insecta; Hymenoptera; Formicidae. The transcript has a single exon. Gene Ontology annotation, biological process: DNA integration. Gene Ontology annotation, molecular function: nucleic acid binding. Bases 1 to 1152 code for a protein of 383 amino acids.